UCCCCCUCGAGCUUCUCAUGCAGCAACCAACCAACUCGAUGGAAAAUUCACAAGAAAAUAGCCAAGAGCUCAAAGGAAUUAGACUCGUCUCGUUCAUCUCGUAACGAAACCACACCCUCAAUAAUCAUCACGAACGGCGGACGGACGGACAGAAGACGCCACCGAGGCAAACAAUAAAUCGUAAUUUUGCACCACUACUACAACUAAAACUCUCCCCACCGUCAUGUUACGUGCAUCUGCUCCAUGCUCGCCAACUCAUCCACAAUCCAGCUUCGUUUUCAGAUUAAAUUAAAAUGCCCGUUAUGUCAUGCAGGAAUUAUCAAGUGGUGAUUUGGUUGCAUUACUUUAUACAUUAUGCAUUUCGCUGUGAGAAGACUUAAUUCGAACAUGUGUGGAAGCACGAAGAAGGUGGUACAAAAGUGUGAAAGUGGUUAGAUUUUAAAUUGCCAAAUUAUCAACGUAUUCCUCCCAAGAUGCAAUUAAAAUUGGAACUAAUAAUUUUAUAUGGAAAAAGUUGCAUGAAAUUGGUUUCACACCCUUGUUUUCUUCUCCUUCAAACCCGUUGAAGCUUAUCAUAGUUCAUGAAACUUAGUUGUGAAUCACAGCACAACUUUACAUACAUAAUACCACACAACAAUUUGUCAGGCCCUUCAGCUAACAAAUGCCAAGCCAUCAGCCACCAUGUAAUUUUUGGCGGCGUUAAAUUAAUUUCUUCCUAGUUUAUUUGAUUUUUGAUUGUAUGCUGAGAGCGUAAUGGAUGGUCAAAAUGUUGUCGAUAUGUCGAAUUUAAGUGGCAAACAAACAAGAAGACAUUUCUCUAUAUAAGCAGUACCCUGUGGACCCCACCUUCAUUUCUUCAAGGAAUUUAGUUGAUUGGAUUACCAUGCUAUGAUUGUAUUUUUCUCCCCUAACGAAUAUACCCGACCUUAAUUACACACUGGCCCCAAACGAAUAUGUGCACAUCCGCUUAAUGCUUGCCUGCCAAUUGUGAGAGGAUUAAAGUUUGCAAAUAAAUUGAAUUGAACCCUUCUCAAAUCCCAAGACAAUCAAAUGUUAAUGAAAAAGCUCAUCACUUCACGUCACGUCACACACAUAUUGCUAAUUAGCACGUUGCAGUAGAAGGAAUGCAUAACAAUAACCCAGCAGCAGUGGGAGAUAGAUGAUGGGGAUGAGAUAACUUAACAGACAGACGGCCGAAUUUGCCAGGAAUUCCUUUUCAAUUCAAAAAUUUAAUUUAUUAAGAGGAUGAAGGUUAAUUGAGAGCUGGUUAUUAGCUGGACAGAGGGCUGAGGCAUUGGAUUUAUGCUGAAUCUCUGCAAUAUAAACGUGACUGUGGUGUUAUCACCGGGGAACAAUCAACUAUCACCAGCUCAUCUUCGCUCCGUCCAAGAUCACAGACACCGACAUGGCAUAAUCAAAUGUCGAACUGAUGGAAACCAACCAACCAACCAUUACAAAAACUUUGCUUUGCUCGUUCACGUCAACACGUUCGUGUCCCAGAUAAAAUAUUAUGACCGUACCCGAUUUGUCAUCCGGUCUAAUCUCCAGGAAAAUAGACUCUUGUAUCAAAAUUGUAUCAACCUGCAGUAUCUCCCGUGAUCAUCGUAGCUUACCGUUAGUUAUUUUAACAACAACGAAUUAUGCCUGGCACCGACCCUGCUGUUGAGAGACAUCAAAGGAAUUCUAUACAUGAAAGUGACCCUACCAACGUGCCCACCGAUGUAUCGCCAUUGGAGGAUGAAAUCACAGAAGAAAUCACAGAAUCCGAAGAGAUUGACGAAGAGGAACUUGAUAAUGAAGCCAAUGAAGGCGAUGAAGUAGUGGAGGCUGAUGGUCAAGAAGAAGGUGACCACGAUGAAGAAGACGAAGACGGAGAAGAUGCGGAUGAUGAUGACGAAAGCGACGAUGUUCUGUCAGAAGAGGAAUUACAGGAAUCCCCAUUUGCAUAUCAUCCUUCCGAGGAAGACUUUCAAGAGUCUGACCUCCAGUCUCGGAAGGACAGACGAUAUUUGUUGGGCACACAUUCAUUUUUGGAGUUGAACGAUCCACAGCUUGAAGACGCCUUGGUGCCUGCUCAUUUAGAUGGAGAAAGUUCUCGCAGGAGUGGAAAACAUCACAAGGGCUUGAAUGCGGAAAGGGACAAAUACAAAGAACUUUGCAAGAAUGCAGGAUUUAAACCAAAUCCAACAUUUCUUCAAUCUCUGGGGACUUCUAUUUUGGAUUUGACAAAUCAUGGUCUAUCCGAUAAGGAGAUCGAAGCCAUAUGCAUGACCCUAUGCAAUGAUAAACACAUUGAGAUUUGUCGACUGUCUGGAAAUGCUUGUGGAAAAAUUGGAGGGUUGGCAAUUGCAGAGAUGAUAAAGGAUAACUACACGAUUGAAGAAUUAAGUCUGGCAAAUACAGAAAUUUUGGAGUCUCUUGAAGAGAUAUGUGAGGCUGUGAGUCUCACCACAAGCUUGAUAAGCAUUGACUUGUCAAAGAAUGAACUCAUUGAUCAAGACAUGAGUCCCAUUUCGAACAUGAUUGCAGAAAACCAGUCUUUGAAAAAGUUAUUCUUGGGAUCAAAUGAGAUUCGUGAUGCAGGUCUGGCAGAGCUUGGUGUUGGACUUUCUGAAAAUAAAUCCAUUUUGGAAAUUGAUUUAUCACGAAAUAAAAUUAGAGGAGAAAAUCGAGCCGCACGCUUCUUCACAUCUUGUGGAACUCAUCCACAACUCAGAGUAUUAAACUUUAGUCACAAUUUAAUCCGAAAUGAGGGUUCGAAUGGAUUUUCCAGAAUUUUGUACAAAAAUGAUAGGAUCCAAAACCUUGAUCUGUCCUUUAACAUCAUGGAAGAGGGAGCGGGACCCAAUUUGGCUCGUGGUCUGGGCACUGGAGCCCCACGAGACCUGGAAACGCUUCACGUGGAACAGCAAUGGUGGCACCAGGAAUCGGCCGGAACCAUUUUAAGACCUCUGGGCAACAGGAAGAACAUGAUGCCCAUUGAGCUCGUUGACUUUGGGUGGAUGCUAGACGUUCACAAAAGCUUUCUUAACGCACGAGACAGAGCGUUAGCAGCUCAUCCCGAAAUGAAAAUCAUACAUGGAGAACCAUACGGUUUGAAGAAAGCCAAAGGUCCGGAUGAGAAACCUCUCGUAAUAAGACGGGCAAACAUUGUGUGCGAAAAUUUUGUAACUCCACUUGUGAUGCUCAUGGAAGAACUUGCAAAAGAACCUAAAAAACUUAGCAAGACGGCAUUUCGAAAGUUCAUCAAACAGUGCAACCUGUACAAGGAUAAAUCUUUAACAGACGCCUUCGAGAACGUCUUUGCAACUCCUUCUGGAGAAGUUGACGGUGAAGCCAUUUUAGCCGCAUUUGACAAGGAGUAUCCGGGCAAGAGGGUAAUUCCAGACCCUGAACCUGAGGGUGAAGUGAAGGAGGAAGUCAAAAAGGAGAAAAAGAAGAAGGGAGCUAAGGGAGGAAAAGCCAAAGGAAAGGGGAAGGGAGCUGCCAAAUCGAAAUCUAAAACUGCGGCUGGUGGUGGUGGCAAGGGUGCCAAAGAAAAGGCUUCGAAGAAGCCAAAGACUAAAGCCAAGAAAGGCAAAUAAUUUUGUAAUAAUAAUGUCAGACAAUUAAACUUUUUUUAGUAAAAAUAAUAAUCAAUUGGUAACUUUUACUCACUUUACUGGUAUCUCUUCGACAUCAUUAAUAUAAAUUUGUAAAAAAUAAUCGGCAAAUACUAAAAGAGCAAUCAAUCAUGCCAUAACAAGUUAAGGCCUUACUUGAUUAGUGUGAUUAUCAAAACUAGUAUAAUUCAUAGCGAACAAAUCACUGUUAAAUAU
Messenger RNA from Folsomia candida, 3818 nucleotides. RefSeq names its product leucine-rich repeat-containing protein 74A-like. The transcript is spliced from 13 exons. The coding region runs from base 1641 to 3584 and encodes 647 amino acids. NCBI's taxonomy places the organism in Eukaryota, Metazoa, Arthropoda, Collembola, Entomobryomorpha, Isotomidae. The record is from RefSeq and is a predicted model, not a curated record.